UCUGGCUGCUGGGAGGAGGGAUGGGGUCGCCGCCAGGGAGGGGCUCGCGCUGAGGUGGGGGUCGCGGAUCGGGCGGCGCGGGCGGCACCGGUGGAGCGGCGGGACAAGGAGGCUCGCGCCAGCGAGGGAAAGUUGCAAAAAUGUUUCAGAUUCCUGUGGAAAAUCUUGACAACAUCAGGAAGGUGCGGAAAAAGGUAAAAGGCAUUCUUUUGGAUAUCGGGCUCGACAGCUGCAAGGAGUUACUGAAGGACCUUAAAGCCUUUGAUCCAGGAGAGAAGUACUUUUAUAACACAUCAUGGGGAGAUGUUGCUCUCUGGGAACCUUCUGGAAAGAAAGUGAGAUACCGAACAAAACCAUACUGCUGUAGCCUCUGUAAAUACUCGACAAAGGUGCUUACUUCAUUCAGAAACCAUUUACAUCGUUACCACGAAGAUGAACUUGACCAAGAGCUGGUGGUCCCUUGCCCAAACUGUGUAUUUGUGUCUCAACCCAAAGUCGUGGGGAAGCACUUGAGGAUGUUUCACACACCUGCUCGGAAAGUCCAGAACUACACAGUGAAUAUUUUAGGUGAGGCGAAAACAUCUAGGAAUGAUGUUAUAAGUUUUACAUGUUUGAAAUGUAACUUUUCAAACACUCUGUACUACAGCAUGAAGAAGCAUGUGCUGGUUGCCCAUUUCCACCACCUAAUUAAUGGCUACUUUGGCCUGCGGACCGAGGAGGUAGGCGAGCAGUCGAAGGCCAGCAACCCUCUUCCUGCUGAGAAGACGCCACCACCAGACAAGUAUUACUGUAAAAAAUGCAGUGCCAAUGCCAGCAGCCAGGAUGCUUUAAUGUAUCACAUUUUGACAUCAGAUAUACACAGAGACUUGGAGAAUAAGCUUAGAUCUGUGAUUUCAGAACAUAUUAAGAAAGCUGGACUUUUGAAGCAAAUGCACAUUGCUCCAAAACCAGCUGCAAAUUUGGCGGUCCCGCCUAACAACAGCGCUGCCGGCGUUCCAGCCACCCCUCCUUGCUUCCACCUUGCUUUGCCGCAGAGUAGCCAAAGUCAAACCCUAGUUCAGCCUGUCUCCGUGGCCUCGGGCACGUCUGGAGGACUCACCCCCCAGUCCCCCCCUGCCAUCGCCCAGUCCCAGGUGGCGCUCGUCUCCAGCCCGCUGCCAGUGGGUCAGAAUGGCCUGGCUCUGCAGACGCCAGUCCCGCAGCCCGUCUUCAUGUCUCAUGGCGUCCGGCUCAGCCAUCCCGUGAGUCCUGCUGUCCUGCCCCUGAGCCCACCUGUUGGGCCCGUAGCCAACUCUGCUGGGACCGGUGUUCUCCCCAUGAACCAGACUAUUCGCCCAGGGAUUCUACCCCUCAGUCAGCCCGUGAGGCCCCUGAACAGACCUCCUGGGCCUGGAGCUCUCUCGGGGAACAGGCCCACUGGGCCUGGAGUCCUUCCUGUAAGGCACGCAGUUGCCCCUGGGGUUCUCCAGGCUGUCUCACCAGGGGUGCUCUCUGUGGGGCGGACAGUCCCUCCAGCUGUACUCUCUGCAGGCCAGGUGGCUCCUGCAGGGGUUGUUCCUCCAGGACAGACGGCUUCUUCAGGAGUCCUUCCUACUGGCCAAAUGGUCCAAUCGGGUGUGCUCCCCAUUGGCCAGACGGCCCCGUCAGGGGUGCUUCCUGCUGGGCUGACGGUCCCAUCCCGGGUGCUCCCCCCUGGCCAGACUGUUCCAUUGAAGGUCCUCCCCACAGGCCAUAAGGCCACAUCUGGGACGCUCCCUGCAGGCCAGGUGGUCCCAUCGGGGCUGCUUCCUCCGACCCAGGGGGUCUCAUCAGGGGUACUGCCUGUGGGCCAGAGUGUGGGUCCCAGCGUCCUGCAACUCAGCCAGCCUGUUGUAUCAGGCGUUCUUCCGGUGGGCCAGCCUGUGAGGCCUGGUGUCCUGCAGUUUGGCGGCCAGUCUGUUAGUACCAGCCUCCUGCCCAUGAGCCAGCCUGUCAGGCCUGGUACUGCACCGAAUACCACCUUCCUCACCUCAGGCUCCAUCCUCAGGCAGCUCAUCCCCACUGGGAAGGAGGUGAACGGCAUCCCCACAUACACACUGGCUCCAGUCUCGGUCACACUCCCGAUGCCACCAGGGGGUGUCGCGGCCGCUGCCCCACCCCAGAUGCCACUCCAGCUGUUGCAGCCUGGGGCAGCUGGCCUGCCACCACCACCCAUGGUGGUGAGCACCCCUCAGAGCAUGUUUGUUCAGGCCUCGCCGUCCAUGUCUGAGGCGAGCCAGGCCCUCAAGCAGGCCAAGCAGUGGAAGACCUGCCCUGUCUGUAAUGAGCUUUUUCCCUCCAACGUGUACCAGGUGCAUGUGGAGGUGGCACACAAGCAUAGUGAGGCCAAGCCCGUCACUGUCAAGCGGCUCAAGCCAGAGAAACUCGCGGCCUGCGCACCAUUCCUGAAGUGGAUGAAGGAGAAGACUGUCCGAUGUCUGUCCUGCAAAUGCCUCAUCCCAGAGGAUGAGCUCAUCCGCCACUUGCUGACACAUGGCCUGGGGUGCCUGUUCUGCCCCUCCACGUUCCAUGACCUCAGGGGCCUCUCGGAUCACUGCAAGGCCACACACCUGGAGAAGAAGAGGCUGUCUGUGGAUUACAGCAACAGAGGCUUCCAGCUGGAUGUCGACGCCAGCGGCAGCCUGCUCUUUCCUCACAUUGACUUCAUUACCCUCUUGCCGAAGGACGAGCUAGGUGAGCGGGAAGUCUACUUGGCAGUGCUGGCGGGGAUACACUCCAAGGCGCUUGUACCCGUGUACAUUAAGGUACGGCCCCAGACGGAGGGCACCACCAGCAACCCUGGCCGGGAGGUGCUAACCUGCCCUUUCUGCUUUGGCACCUUUGUGACCACGGAGGCAUACGAGGUGCACCUGAAGGAGAGGCACCACAUCACACCAACUGUGCACACGGUCUUGAAGUCGCCAGCAUUCAAGUGCAUCCACUGCUGUGGGGUCUACACCGGAAACAUGACCCUGGCGGCCAUCGCCAUCCACCUGCUGCGGUGCCGGAGCGCUCCGAAGGACAGCAGCUCAGACUUGCAGCUGCAGCCCAGCUUCAUCGACAACAGCGGGCUGCUCCUGGUCAAUGGGGAGGUGAUCCACGAGUCCAGCUUCUCUGUGAAGAGGAAGCUGCCCGACAGCCACGCUGGGGUAGAUGACCCGAGGGCCGGGGAAGAGCAGCCCCUCGUCAUUGAUGCCGACCCCGCACCCGCGCCAGAGAAGGCAGCGAGUGCUAUGCCUUUCAAGAGACAGAAGAAUGAGGGCAGGACAGAUGGACUGCUUAUUAAUGACGACGCGCUUCAGAUCUUAGCAUUGAACCCCAGAAAGUAUGAGGACCGUUCUUACGAGGCGCAGAAACAGUUUCUGAGGGAUUAUUUCCAUAAGAGACCAUAUCCCAGUAAAAAGGAAAUAGAACUGCUGUCGUCACUGUUGUGGGUGUGGAAAAUUGAUGUGGCUUCAUUUUUUGGAAAAAGAAGAUACAUUUGCAUGAAAGCAAUAAAAAAUCACAAACCUUCUGUACUUUUAGGCUUUGAUAUGUCUGAACUUAAAAAUGUAAAACACAAAUUGAACUUUGAGUAUCAACCGCAGAACUUGUAAAAAAUAAAUCUAAACUAGGUAAUUAGCAGUUUUUUCAAUUGAAAUUUAAAAAUGUUAUUUUCCAGACUAGUGUGUUGAACUAAUGAAUUCAGUGGUCUUUAUGCUGCUCUUUAGCUUGUUUCAGGUGCUCAGAAAGACUACUAGGUAAAGAAUAGGUUUUUCACAUUUAUUGUUUCCUGUGGUUUGAUUUUGUAACUUUGUUUUUUAGUUCUUUCCCUGUCAUGUAAAUUGAAUCUUUGAUAUUUCAUGCACGCCUCAUUUUCCCCGUAGUGUCAGUAUCUGAUAAAAACUGAAAUCCAAAAUGCUAUUUGUUUCUUUGCUCAAGGAGAUUUUGCCCAUUUCAGAACGUUGGUUAAUUGCAAAUUAAGGCAUUGUUCUCCCCGAGGGGUCCCCAUGCCGCAGGUGGUGGUGGGUGCUCAGAUGGGUGCCUGCUCCUUCAGGACGCACUACGCUGUAUGCUUUCUUCUCUGUAAAGUAUCUGCUUAUUAGAUUAUCACUUUGAUUUUCCCUUUCAGCUGGUUUUACUAUAACUCAUAGAAAACCAAAUGUUUUCAUUUGUUAAAAUACCUGAACCUGGAGUCUGGUAUAUAGUGCAUAUAUCAAAAGAGUUAUUUUACAAAUAAAGUAAUUCUGUAGAUGCAGAAAUACUUUUCAGUGUAGACAUUUUUCCUCUUUUUGAUAUCGUGAUAAUUUCUCCAUUCAAAGGUAAGACAGUAAAUCUUUAGUGCCUUUAGAAUAAACAUUAAAAAAAAAAAUCUAACUGCUCGUAAACUAGUAAAAGAGAAGGACCAUGUUACUCAGGAAUAAAAUUUUUACCCCUGAGUGUGGUUACCAAUUGAAAUUUAAACGUAGGUUUUCAGGGGACAACCUGAAGUGAGUAGGCCAAGAGGUAAUAAUUCCAUGGUUGGUAUAUCAAUUUUUUGAUGAAGUUUCAUAGAAGUAAAUGGAGUACUAGGGCUUUCCAGUAUCAGGUUGUCCAGGUUAAUGGGACGAUGAACUGGUGGGGUCUCCACUGUAUUCUUUGGAUGGGUAAACCUAGUUUCCUUCACAAAAUAUAAAAUUACUUAAAGCACCAGAGCCAGUAAUGGAGACCAGCCAGCUCAGCCUUCAGUAUGGCAAUAUCAGCAGAGGAGCCUGCUAGCGGAUCUCUAGGCAGAAAUAGUCUGAGUAUUGACUGAGCCUCUGGGAAAUACAGUAAUGUUCUGUGUGAAUUGUAAAACAUAUACAUUUGCAUGUACGGCUAUACUGUGCAUUUCUAAGGCGAUUGUGAAACUCCUCUGUGACGGUCGGCGUCCUGUUAUAAAUUCAGAACGAGAGCUUGUUGAACUUUAUUUUUAACCUAUUGUUUUCAGAGUGUCUAUUUUGAAUUAAAACUUGUUACACCACCACAAAUAGAACUGUUUAAAUUCUUGUAAUGGUUAAAACAUUACUAUGACUAUAUAGGAGUAACCUGAACAUGGAAAGAGAUACCACCUUCAUUUUCUGAAAUACUUUAUUUGCCAUUGUGAAGAUAAGCCCAAAGAAAGGACCAAGAUAAGUGUGGCGAGAGGUCCAUGAAGUUUCUGUAGUGGUCUCCCGGAAGUAUGGGAGGAGGAGGAUAUUGGUGCUGUGAGAUUCGCUUUCUUCUUGGCUGUCCUCAGUGCAAUGUGGAGGGGCCAGGCUGGGCAGCGCCAACAAGGCCACCUCACUGUGUGCCUGCCUCCUACUGUUCACAGUUUGGGCCAGAUGAUGCUUUGUUGUGGGGGACAACGACUCCCCUAUGCAUUGGAGGAUGUUGAGCAGCACCCUUGGCUUUCCCCACUAGAUGUCAGUAGCACCCCCAGUUAUGACAAACAGAAAUGUCUUCAGCCAUUAAUGGUGUUCCCAGGGGGUAGAAUCACCCGGAUGGAACCACUGUAAUACAGGAUUCUGAUUUCUAGUGCUUUUUAGCUGCAGGGCAACUUUGAUGCUGAGUCUUCUAUGCUGGUUACGAAACAAGGUUUUAGGCUUUACAGAUCAAAAUUUGGUAACAGCUGAGUUUAAAAAAGCGCGUGGGAGCUGUUGUAAGUAAGUAAAUUUAUUGCUUGAAAAUGAAAAACUACUGAUUGGUAGUUCAGUGGUGAAGACUUCUUUGGACUGUCAUUGAAAAGAUGGAUAGAAAUCCAGGAGACAGUUCUUAUAUGAUUGUUACAAAAAGCUGUAUACUUAAAAAUCUCUUUAAUCUCCCUAUGUAGGAGCAACUUAAAAUUAUUAUAAAAACAACUUAAAUAUGGCACACUAGUGUCUCUGAAUUCUGUUAUCCUUUUUAAAAUCCUUCUUAGUCUGAGGAUUAUGGUACAGUCCUGUAUUUCUUAGAGUUCACUAAGCAAGGCGACAAUUAGUGACCAUUUACUCUCAGUAAUUGAGAAAGGGAAAAAAACCCAGAACAACCCCAGCUCUCAAACUCUAACCUAGUUUUUACUGGGGGACAAAGUUUCUUUUUAGCAGGUCUUCCUAUUAAGUAAUAAACAUGUAUCAGCUGCUUGCCAAAGCAGAAGUGGGCUGUUUUAAUAAUAAUCAGAAUCCAUCAUACUUAGUGCUUACUGUUGUUCAAUGCACUGUUUCAAGCACGGUAUGCAUUUUAACAUUUAAUCCUCACUACAGUUAUGCAGAGCAAGUGGUAGUAUCCCAUUUUACACAGAGGGAAACUGAGGAAUAGAAAGUCAAUAACUCCCCUAAGUUAGAGUAGGAAAGUGGAACAGCUGCGCUAAGGAUGUGGUGACCUGGCUGUGUGCUCCUGGGUGAUAUGAGAUAUUGCCUCUCUACAUGUAUUAUCCAGUGUAAACCUCAUUGUAGGCAUCAUUUUAGCUACAUUUUAUGGGAUGAAGAAACGGGCUCCAGUUGUGACCAACCAUCCUGGUCUAUUCGGGACUUUGAGUGCUAAAACUGGGAAAGUCCUGAGGAAAUGGACAAGCUGGUCACCCUCAGAGGUCAGUUAAUUUACUUGCUUAAGGUGAUGUGUCACUUAAUGCCACCUCUAGACUUGUACAGUGCUCUCUAGGUAUCAAGAUAUAUAGGGCAUCCUGAUGAACAUCGGAGCCCUGGUGGCGCAGUGGUUAAGACCUAUGGCUGCUGACCAAAAGAUUGGCAGUUAGAAUCCACCAGCUGCUCCUUGGAAACUGUAUGGGGCCGUUCUCUCUCCUAUAGUGUCACUAUGAAUUGGAAUUGAUGGCAGCGGGUUUGGUUUGGUUUUGGUUCGAUGAACAUCAACCAUAACAAGGUAACGUUGGCUAGAAGAGUACUUACCAUGUGCCGAUACCAUUCUAAAUGCUUGUAAUAAAUUCACUGAAUGAUAAUCACAUUAUCAUUUUACUAGUGAGGAAUUCCUGGUUGCAUUAGUGAGAAAAAACCACUAAAGAAACACACAGGGUUUUGUUGUUCAGCACUUAACGAUGUCUCCCAUUUUACUAAGUCCUUAACUUUUAUCACUAAGAAAAAUUCCAUCCAUGAGCUACUGCCAGAAAGUUUCAUUUGCUUAGCUUUAAAAACUGUUAAGCCUAAUUUCAUUUUUAUCUGAUUAUAAUUUCAAUUUUCUCCGACCAAUUUCUUUUUCAUUUGCAAUGAAAGUAAAUAAGCACUAUACAUUCCUAAUUUAAAAGCUUUAGUUUGUAGCACACACCUGUUAACUUGUGCUUUCUAGAAUUUAGAUUCUCUGUUAUGCAGAUGAAGUGACUUGAGUGGUAUGAGCAGUUAACUUGCUCGGCUGCUAAUUGAAAGGUUGGAGGUGGGCACCCACCCAGAGGCACCUUGGAAGAAAGGCCUGGCAAUCUACUUCCCAAAAAUAGCCAUUGAGAACCCUGUGGAGCACAGCUCUACUCUGACAAGCAUGGGGUCACCAGGACUCAGAAUUGACAGCAACUGGUUUGGUUUUGAUUAUGCAGGUAUCAAAUCUCAGCUUUAGGAUUAUUCUAGUUUUUGAUAAUUUGCCCUAAUUACUACUUGGUCUUUAACAUUAUAAGUUAAAAAGAUGAUUUUGGCAAUACAGAUGCUAUGUAGAGAAGCUAUUUUCAUUUCAGUGAAUGUGCCAUAAGAACAUACCAAUUACUUAUGGCAGUACCCAGUACUUGACAGAUACUAAAAGUCGGUUGCCUGUUCUCUUGGGUUCUAAAUUCAGGAGUUUCUUGAUUUGUGACCACCUGAAUAAAAAGCUGAAUGUGUGACUUAGAAGCCGAUGAAUGUUGAGGUCUAGGUUACAUCAGACUUUUCAUACUGUACAGCUACAACGAGUUUACCCACAUCAUCAGCCUCAAAUAUCCAUGGUAAUGACGCACGUUGUGUGCUUAUUCGGGCCUGCGGUCUGGGAGGACCACCGUGUAAGAGAUAAAAAUAAAAUCAAAGCCUUUUGUAUCUGAAAGCGGCCUUUAUGCCCACUGUGUUGUCAGGCUGGAAAAAGAAGAGAGAUCAGAAAUAACAGCAGCCAUUCUCAUAAUAUACGUAAUGCUGGUAAGUUGUAGCAAAGGUUAGUUUUUCCCAGUCUUCUAAAGGAGGUGCUCCCCAAGCCACCUUUAUCCCGCUCAUGAAGUGAUAGGAGCAAAGUGACUGUCUAUUUUUAAACUAAAAAGAAAAUAUAUAGUCCUUUUCAGAAGGGAGGCUUUUCCAAUAAAAAUUUUGCUAGUAUUUAAAUUACAAACCAAAUUUGGGCAACCAUAUAGACAUGUUCGCUGUGUACAAAUUUAAGAUCGUGAGGUCAUACUUUCAAAUAUAAUUUCAGAAUUAGUUGGAAUAAAUCAUUUUCUCUGGAGUUAAUUUCCUACAGUUUACAAUUCAUAAUAUGGAAAAUUUAUAAUGUUAAAUUAUUUACCAUUUACCUAAAAGUAAGCUAUUUCCCAUUCUGCCACCCACCUGUUUUUUCCUUUGUAAACUGUGGACACAAGUCCUUGCCUCAUAGGGACCCUGUGAGGAUGAAGUGAAAAAUGGCACAUGGUUGAAGUGAUGAGUUUAGUUUAUCACUAAAAUGUAGCAAUGUACUUUGUUAACUCAGAAGCAAGAAGUUUUUAUUCUUUGAUAUAUAAAACCAGGAAAACUUUAAUACUUUGUAGUACACAGUAUGUUUUGUUUUGUUGUUAAGAAAACGGCACAGUACACAUCAGGGUAGAGAAACAUACCCAAGCUGCUUGUAACUCCCAGAAUCGCAAACAGGAAUGCACAGGUUAUCAGUAAGCCUCUUUUCUUUCCUUUAAAAAAUUACUCACAUUUACGUAACAACUUAAAAUGGUAAGUAUAACACUCCUUCUUGGCAGCAGACGUGGUUAUUCAACAAGAUGUCCAAUAACCAGCAGUAACUAAGGACAUUUCAUUUGUGGUAGUAACAGCAUUUAGUUGGGCUUUAAUAAUACUCGUCUUAGUAAAAAGCAUGUGUUGCUGUCAGACGACGCUAUUACAUCUCGCUAGCGCCCCAAAGUUUGGGGACUCUGGAUCCUCAUCCUCUGAAGACCCGAGGCCCCCACCUUAGCAUCGUAAUCCCCCUGCAUGUUGGAGGAGCAACCAACCAACCAACCAAACCAAGAUGCAGGAACCACCACUACCCAAUAAAAGCUAUUUCUGCCCAAUGGAUGCUUUCGAGAGAAAAAAAUUGUUAAUAAAUUCAGGAAAAAUAAAAACUUUGUGACAGUUUUCUGUCUGUUAUGAGAGCUCUUGACAACUUGGCCACAGGGCAGUGUGGCCACCUGGGAGUGCCUUCACCGUGUGUAUGAAACCUUUAUUUGGUCAAAGUUUAGUACUCAAAGUACAAAUGUAAAAUUUUUCUCCCUGACAUUGUAUCCGAACAGAAAAUACAGUUCAUAUAAAAUUUCACUGGAUUAAACACAGGUAAGCCUUUAAAAAGGAGGCCUCAUGGCACAAUGGUUAAGAUACUGGGCUGCUAAUCGAAAGGUUACCAGUUCAAACCCACCCAGCUGCUCCACGGGACAAAGAACUGGCAAUCGGUUCCCAUAAAGAUAAGAGUCUUGGAAACCUUCUGGGGCGGUUCUACUCUGUCUUAUAGGGUCGCUGAGUCAGAAUCAACUUGACGGCAUAUAACCACCACAAUCCUUGAAAGUUACUAAAUACGUAAAUGACUAGAGGAUCAAAGGAAAGUGAUAAUAAUAAACUUAAUCUGUGUUAAAAAUCAACGAAAGUCCAUGAGAUUGUUGUUAGAAACAAGAGAAACCCACCCUCACCCUCUGUGCUCCAAAGGAAAUGGCAUGUCUUGAUGGGACUGAUGAUGAUUAGAGCUGUGGCUGUGUUAGAUGCAGGACAACCCACACCCAGAACCGCAGCCCUCAGGCCUCUGCCACUGCAAGAACAUGCAGAGAAUUGGUUCAUCACCACUUGGUGAGUGCUGGUUUUGACCACAAAUGUAAUUUACCAAGCUCCAAUCCAGGAAAGCUGGGUGCUCCCAACUUUGCAUCCCUAGAAGGCUGAAGGCAGCCCCUCUCUGAGGAAGCCCCCACACGGCCCAGAGACAUGGAACCACCGUUUCUGUGAUGUGCAAAGCCCGGCACCUAUCGGAGCAUUUGAAAAGCAACUAAAAUGAUGCGACGGCUUGUUUCAUCUUUAAUGGCCACAUCUAUCACAAGUUCUGAUGUGUUCGCUUUUACAUGUCAGUCCCAUCACCUUCCUGCCAGGCCGCCUCUGUGGAGCAUAGCCCCAGGAAGUCUGCCAGCAUCCCAGGAUACUUUUACAGGAUGCAGUCAAAAAAAUAAAUAAUAAUUUGGCCAUUUGAAGGAAGUAAUUAUAAAGCUUCACUUUUAAUGAACUAAAGGAAAUAUUUUCUGCACAUGGUCAGAUCCUUUCUAUCAAUUUACAAAGGAGCCAGGAACUGCACGCAGACCUCAAUAUAACACCUUUUAAGUUCUGUGGAGAAAUCCUAUAAAAAUAGAGUAUUUUUAUUUUCUAGCCAGCAAGUUGAAAUAGAGAAUACAUUUGUGGGAGAAGAGGAUAAACAAACUCAGAAACAAAAAAGGAGCAGGUAGAAGUAUACAAUUUUUCUUAUUUUACAAUUGGAAUAAAAAUUAAAAAAAUAUUUCCCUGUGGAAAUUGUACUCAUCUCAUCACCGUGUGUCAGUUCUCGCCGCCUCCUGUUACAGCACUUUCCCCAGCCGGUGUCUCAGCAAAGCUCUGCACGGAUGGCCUGCAGGGGAUGCGCAAGGCACACCCAGGAGCUGCUAGAGGGUGACAGCUGGCCCGUGCUCCUCGACACCUCCCGGGGGAAGGGCUAGACUGUGGCGGGGAUCUGCUUUGAGGGAGCUGAGCAGUCUGUGGAUGCUGCCAUUGCCCUCACGCCCUGAGCCACUGAGAGUGAGGUCUCUGUUCAGCCGGUACGCGAGGCUGGCGCCAUUGAUGCGUGUGAGGCUGCCCGGAGGUGCCAGCUGCGUCCGGGGCGCGGGCUGGGGCACCAGAGCGCCCUCGAUGACUAUGUCGGCCUCCUCGUCACUCUCCAUCUCGUCCGGGUGGAAGUUCUGCAGCACGUGCGCGGGCGGCAGGCUGUAAGGGCUGGCUGUGCUGUCCGUGGACUGGCCGGAGCUGCCGGAUGUGCGGCUGCUGCGCACCACGUUGUUCCUCUGGUUGGCGGGCUUGACCGUGAUGAUGAGGUUGUGGCUGUUGGCGAUCAUCAUGUCCGUGGCCUGGUCCAGCGUCUUCCCCGCCACCUCGAUACCGUUCACCUCGAGCACCUCGUCGUUGACAGCCAGCAGCCCAGUGCUCUCUGCCAGGCCGCCGGGCACCAUACGGGAGAUGAAGAUACCCGGGACCUUCUCCAGGCCCUGGGCGGUCACUCGUACGCUGGUGCCGUCCCGAAUGUAGAAUCCCAGUGGCUUCUCGCAGCCGUGCCUGUACAGCCUCACCCUGCGGUGUGUCUCGGGCAGGAUGUCCACAUCGAUAAUGGAAGAGACAGGCCGGAAGUCUCGCGGCAGGCCAAUGGCUGGGGGCGCGCGGCGGCGCAGGCCCUCCUCCCGCAGGGCCGCCAGCACCCGCCUCUUUCUGGACAGGGCGCCUGCCCCGAAGUUGCAACCGUCCGCCUCCUCUGCAAGAGCAAAGAGACAACAGUUAGCGGCGCAGUCACAAGCAGGCAGUGAUGGGGCAGGAAGGAAGGCCAGCUACUGCCAGCCCCUACCCCAGCUCUUGAGCCACCAGGAGCCCUAGCAGGAAGCUGCAGCAAUUAGAAGCCAAAGCCAAAUCGUGUUUCAAGUGACUCUUGCACAGUCACACACAAACACUUAGAAGGGGAACUAUCGACCCAUUUCGUUGUGCCUCACUUUUCCUGGAAAGUCUCAAAUAGCCUCUCACCCACAUUGUAUGACAGAAUUCUGUGUAAACACAUAGGAGUAACUUAAUGAGCUAUCUCGGUAUCUGCAUAGGGUUUUCUAGGCUGUAAUCUUUAUGGAAGCAGAUCGCCAGGUCCUUCUCCCACAGAACUGCUGGGUGGGUUUGAAGGGCCAACCUUUCAGGUAGCAGCUGAGCAUUUAGCCACUAAUGCCACCAGGGUUCCUUAAUUAAAGCUUAAGAAGCAGGAAUAAGAGACUGCAAUAAAGAGAUUAAUAGCCGACUGAUGGUGGCAUGUGACUCAGGAGCUGGAGCACAGACUCAGAGACCCAAAGAGAAUGCAGAAGGCUGGAUCAGAGGGUGUCUCAAGAUUUUACACAAUUGAUUUCUUAAAAGCAAUUUCCCUAGAUAUUUCUUCCAAAUAAGAGACAUGGUUCUCUUCUAGGUUGAUCACAAAUGACAAGAGUCCUUUCCUAAUUUCUUCGUUUCCUCCUAUCUGCAAGCACCAUGAAUUGUAAAGUGUUUGCUAACUAGUAACUCAGUGUAAGGGUAAGAUGUUUCUCAGUACUCCAUAUGGAAAUGUGAGUCAUUCCUGCUGAUGUCUGGUUGUUGUUGGUUGCUGUUGAGCUGAUUCCAACUCAUGGCAACCCCAUGUGUCACAGAAUAGAGCUGCUCCACAGGGUUUUUCUGGCUGUAAUGUUAAUGAAAACAGAUUCCCAGGCCUUUUCUCCUGUAGUACCACCGCCAACCUUCAGGUUUAGGUGUGUUAUCUGAACCAGGCACUGGGUGGGUUCAGUGAGGAAAGCCCAGACGCUCAGGACGGGGAAGGGAUACCCAGUGCCCACACCCCAGUGCAACAUAAUGAAGGUGUGAGGACACAAAAACAACUUGCCUCCCAACCAGGGUGCCUGCUUGGAGUGGCUCAUGUACCUCCCCUCCCCAGUAUGCCCUCUGCUUGCUAAGGACAUGUGGUGAAAUGAGUUCCUUUAUGUGUCCUUUUACCUUGGCUCAUUGGAAAAACAGCUCGGAUGUUUUUUUCCCCUAACCCCUGAAGAGUUACCUUUGCCCCAGUUCUUUGGAGAAACAACUUGGGUGGGGAGGCUCUGAGGUUGUUUUCUACCCCAGAGGGUUUGUUACUUUUGCCAAGGGAAUUUCCUAGGUUGAUUGACAUUUCCUGGGUAAGAUGUAAACAACUUGAUAGUUUGAUGCUUUUGCUUGGUAAUUAAGACUGCAGUUGAUUGACAUCUCAUAGGUAACUGAGGAUUGGUUGAACUCUGGUCUGGUGAGGGAGACCCUGCCUUAUAAGGACUGAGCUAUAUAAAUGGCUGAAAUGCAGAGAUUUUCAGAGGCCUCCUGGUUGAGAGAAAGAUGCUGGCAGAGAGCAGGGCUUGCAGAGAAACAGAGCCAUGUGGGAGCUGGAUGGUCCUGAAGCUGCUACACUGGCUGUGAGCUGGGCCAGUUAGCAGUGGAGAGGCUGAUGAUGGAGAAGCCUGACUGCAUAGAACCCUUAUGGCAGAACACAGGUUGAUCCUGAUCUCAAGUUACAGUUUGUUCCUUAAUAAACUGCAUAACUGUGCCAUCAAGUUGGUUCCAACUCACAGCAACACUAUGUACAACUGAAUGAAACAUUGCCUGGUCCUGCAUCAUCCUCACGAUCUUUGUUAUGCUGGAGCCCACUGCUACAACCACUGUACCAACCCAUCUCAUCAAGGUUCUUCCUCUUUUUUUGUUGAGCCUCUACAUGAUGUCCUUCUCCAGGGACUGAUGCCUCCUGAUAACAUGUCCAAAGUAUGUGAGACAAAGUCUCAUCAUCGUUGCUUCUAAAGAGCAUUCUGGCUAUAUUUCUUCCCAGACAGAUUUCUUCAUUCUUCCGGCAGUCAAUGGUAUAUUCAAUAUUCUUCACCAACACCACAAUUUAAAGGCAUCAAUUCUUCUUCGGUCUUCCUUAUUCACUGUCCAGCUUUCAUAUGCAUAUGAAGUGACUGAAAACACCAUGGCUUGAGUGAGGUGCACCUUAGUCUUCAAGGUGGCAUCUUUACUUCUUAACACUUCAAAGAGGUCUUUUGCAGCAGAUUUGCCCAAUGCAAUGCAUCGUUUGAUUUCUUGACUGUUGCUUCCACAGGUAUUGAUUGUGGAUCCAAGUAAAAUGAAAUCCUUGACAAGUUCAAUCUUUUCUCCAUUUUUCAUGAUGUUGCUUACUGGUCCAGUUGUGAGCAUUUUUGUUUUCUUUAUGUUGUUCCGUAAUCCAUACCGAAGGCUGUGUCUUCGAUCUUCAUCAGUAAGUGCUUCAAGUCCUCUUCAUUUUCUGCAAGCAAGGUUAUGUCAUCUGUAUGCUUUAGGUUGCUAAUGAGUCUUCCUCCAAUCCUGAUGCCCAUUCUUCUUCAUAUAGUCCAGCUUCUCGGAUUAUUUGCUCAGCAGACAGACUAAGUAAGUAUGGUGAAAGGAUACAACCAUGACAUACACCUUUCCUGACUUUAAACAACAAAGUAUCCCCUUGUUCUGUUUGAGCAAUUGUCUUUUGAUCUAUGUACAGGUUCCUCACGAGCACAACUAAGUGUUCUGGAAUUCCCAUUCUUCACAAUGUUAUCCAUAAUUUGUUAUGAUGCACACAGCCAAAUGUCUUUGCAUAGUCAUUAAAACACAGGUAAACAUC
Messenger RNA from Loxodonta africana (African savanna elephant), 14526 nucleotides. It is a transcript of the gene ADNP2, whose product is annotated as ADNP homeobox 2. Gene Ontology annotation, cellular component: nucleus. The record is from RefSeq and is a predicted model, not a curated record. Bases 141 to 3614 code for a protein of 1157 amino acids. Gene Ontology annotation, biological process: regulation of gene expression. The transcript has 6 exons. NCBI's taxonomy places the organism in Eukaryota, Metazoa, Chordata, Mammalia, Proboscidea, Elephantidae. Gene Ontology annotation, molecular function: DNA binding.